Molecule: messenger RNA, 1804 nt
Organism: Cydia splendana
Lineage: Eukaryota; Metazoa; Arthropoda; Insecta; Lepidoptera; Tortricidae
Product: 27 kDa glycoprotein-like
Exons: 7
Coding region: 118-1026 (302 amino acids)
Source: RefSeq, a predicted model, not a curated record
AAAUAUGUCGUUGAUUGUACGUAAGUACGUAUAUAAGGUGCCCCCGGGAGCAGAUUCUUCAGUAUAUCUGCCACUGCGUAGCCGCAUAAAACGUACUCGAAUAUUUGAAGCUCUAAAAUGUUGUGGAAGCUUUUCUGCGUUGCUACACUAGCUGUAUGUGUGUUCGGACGCACCACGUUCAAUGGUGUUUCCAACAUCUACGCCUACGACCCCUAUGACGAGUACAGUGAAAUACUCGCCACAGAAUACUGUAAGGCCAGUCAUGCUGAACAAAAGAUCCCAGAAGUUAAGUCUUCCAUAAAAGCGUUCGGAAGCUGUUUGCUCGGCUUGUUUGAUACUGCUGCUAUUAGCGCCGAUUUUGAGGCGGCACAGGCUAAUGGAUCUUAUGACACAAUAAUCAGGAAGUACUGUACUAAAGCACCGCAGCUGAAGGAAUGUGCUCGUGGCCUGGUCGAAGGCAUGGCUCCGUGCCUGCCGGUCGAAACUACUGCCACGGGUCUAAAGAGCACCACCACCCUGAUCGACUUCGUUUGCGACAACGAUGGCGCGAGGGUUUCCUCUUUCGUUAAGGAAGGAGGCCCUCAGUGCAUUAAAGAGAACCAACUUGAUAUGGCAUUUUGCCAGCAAGCCAUGAAAUCCAACGUGACUAAACUUAUGGACGCACAUGGAGGUGGAGUGGCCGGCUCACUGGCAGUGUCUGAACAGGAGAGGUGUACUAUCACGGACGAGGGUUUGAUGUGUCUAGUGAACGUGCUGAAGGGCUGCUCAAACCCCAUCCCCAGAAGAUUGGGUCAGGAGUUCCACGAUGUCUACUUGGAGAGCAUGUCCUGCUCUGAGGUAACACAAGAGCAUCAAAAAGAAGUUGCUCAGGCGUUAUUGGGUCCAGUAACGAGUGAAAACGUGGAGCAACUGAAGAAGAAGAAGCUGGAAUUAGAAGUACGGAUCGCGGAACUAGAGAUGUGGAACAGAGAAAACGAACUGAACGUACAACACACUGUCCUCACUUCGGACAUAAAGAGGAAUUAAAGAUCCAUUAUAGCUUAUAUACCAAGCCCCUUCUUUGUAGAACUUCACUACAAAGUGGCCUGUCUGAGUGUCUUUAUUUAAGUUUUUCUUGUACUUACGUAAUAUUAACAAAUUGAAAUUCAAUUAUUUAUUUCAGCUAUUAUACCCAUGUAAGAGUAGUUACAAAUUUUCUUAAAAACAGUGUUAGUAACUAUACAAAAUUAUUAUUAUAGUAGAUGUAAGUAUACAAAGCCCAAGUUAAUGUUCAUAUUCCUAUAAUGGUUUUUCAACAAAAGAUUUUUUUGUUGUAUACCGGGUGUGGCCUGUAACACGAGCAAAUAAUUAAAACAUAGAUUGUACUCCGCAAACGGUGACACUUUUGUUCAACAACUUUUAAAAAUUAUGAAGUAUUUAGACUCCCUAUUUUUCAUACAAAAUAAAUAUUAUCUUCAAUGGACGCCAUCGUCACGCCAUAUCAUUGUGAUUGACGUUGCUUGUCUAAAUUCGCAAUACAUUGCGUCUAAGAAUAAACUUUAAAGUGUAUUAAAAAUCAAACCACAAGUUAUUUUUAAAAGUAGCUGAACAAAUGUUGGUCAGUAUGAGGAGUACAGCCCACAGUUUAAUUUUUUGCUCAUAUUACAGGCCACACCCGGUAUAUAAUUUUUGCAUAGAACCUACAUGAAUGGAAAGUAGGUACCUUUUUUAAAAUAAUUCAUAAAAGCUUUUGAACAAAAUUUAAAAAACAUAUUAAACCCCCAGUUAGACAGUACCUUUAUGCAUUAAAUAAAAUGGAAAUACC